UUUAUCAGAGACUACAUCCUGUAGCUCUCAGCUCGUCUGUUUUCCAUUUGUUGCUGAGUUUUUGCAGCUGGAAGUCUGCCUUUAUUUUCACUGCACUGUUUUCGAAUAUCAACCAGAUUUUCUCUCGCACAUAUCUGUGAAGGCCCCUAGAGGAGUUCCGCCGGGCAAGGAUUCCAGGCUAACGCUGGCGGGAUUUGGCGUUAGCUCACACAGUUAGCCCUCUGCUGUGAACCGGAUCCGGACAGAGUUUUUCUCUCUGCGUAUCUCACCACAAACAGAAGACUGAAGUUAUGAUGGCGAGUGAAAAUGCUGACGCCAACGCGGGGAACGAUGAGGAAACGGGUCCCUCAGCCGAAUCUAACGAGCACGACUAUGCCCACACUGCAGACACAAACUUGGCGAGCUCUUCCACCGAUCCUCCGGGAGAGCCCAUGCAGAGCGUCCUGGUGCAGCCCUCUGAGUCCCUGCAAAUGGAGCUUCCAGAACCCACUGUGGGUGCAGAGGUAGACUGCCCUGUUGGGAAUGAAGUGGAGGCACAGACCGGAGUACACCCCCAAAAGACUGAAGACUCUCAGUUGGCUGCUCCGGCGGUCCAUCGCGGAGGUCCGCGGCGAGUGAGGCGGCCGGAGGACAAAAACUGCUCCUGCUGCAGGCUCGAGUUCGAGCGGCACGGUCGGUCCUUCAACCGGAGGGCGGUGUACACGUUCACCUCCCCGGAGACUGUGCACUGGGCCUUCCCGGGCUGCGUGGUCCACGAAAAGUCCUUCCUGUGCGAGACGUGCGCACAGGUGAUCCGGAGCAAAUGCAAACGCAAACAGAGCGGGAAACGGAAUCUGUGGCUAAAGCCGCCUCCGACCAAACCGUCGCAGGUGAAUGAUAAGAAGGCGGCAGGUUGCAGGAUGGGGAAAAAGAGCAAAGCAGCGCUGCUUGUGAGCAAGUCCAGCUACAAAGCUGCUUUCCAAAUGCUCUGGUCCUCUAAAGGUGCCCGGAAACCCAUGAUGGAGUUCUGGAGCAAACAGCUGAAAAAUGAGAUGAAGACGCUGUCGCGACUGUCAGACAAUCCCUUCCAUCAGAAGGUAUCUGGGAAAAAACCGCUGUCGUCCUUCCCCUGGCGGCGAUGUGUGAACUGGGUUCAGGAAAAGGCUCCGCUUGUCACCACGUGCCUCCGCUCACUGUUCCCAGACAUCAAUGCCCUCUACAAGAGCAACAGCCAGCUGACAGAGGAGCAGGCUUUCAUGCUGCUGGAGCGACGGACUGUGGUGGCGCUCUCCAUCCCUCUCUUCACCAGGAACAUCUGGAAGAACAACUUCCUGCAGGCCGCUCUGGGGGCUGAGCUCCGCCUGCAGGGCUGCUCCGGGUCCGCCCUUGAAAUCCUCAACACUAUGGGCCUGUGCCAGAACAAAGACACCGUCAGGUUGCUGCUGCACAGACUGCGAAAUGGCAAAGACAUGGAUGGAGACGCCGGGAUGAACGCUAAAGAAGAGCAACUGAAAGAACAGAUGGGAGAAGUGAUGACAGAUGAGGAGGAAGAGGAAGAGGAAGAAGAGAAAGAUGAGGAGGAGGAAGAUGAUGACAAUGAAGAGGAGGAGGAAGAGGAGGAAAUGGUGAUGGCAGUAGAAGAGGAGGUAGUUGAAGAGGAAGUGCAGGACGGGAUGCAAGAGGAGGAAGAAGUUGAGGAGGAUCGUGCAGAGGAGGAAAAAGAAGAAAAGAAGAGAAAGAAGAGGGCGAAAAAGCAGAGGAAGGAGGAGAAGAGGAAGGAGAGAGUGAAACGAAAGGCGAAGGAGCAGCAGGAGGAGGAUGACGACGAUGAUGAUGAGGACUCAGAGCAGAAAAAGAAGAGGGUGGUGGUUGUGAGGCUCGGAUUGCUGAAGGGACACUCGGAGGUCGGACGAUCAGAUCUGUCAGCUCCUUAAGACUGCAGGCCCCUCCUCCAAUCAGAGAGCAGCACAGAGUCCCCGCCCUCUUCCCUGGCAUGGUUAGUAACUGUAGAGGGAAAGUAAUAAGAGCUUUAAUAUAAAUGUUCUGUUUCAGUUUGAGCCCAAGAACACAAAAACUGCUCCAAUGUGAGUAACAGCAAAACACCCACAGCUGAUUAAUUAUGACUGAAAAUCAACAAAUUCUUCCUUUCAUUGCACCUCAUAGCAAAUUUUAAAAAAUUCAGAUUUAAAAAGGAAAAUAACAAAUUUGGCUCAAAUCACAAGAACAGCAACGGGAUGAAGUACAAUGACCUAGAGAAUAAAAGGGUAAAAACACUGGGUGAUUAAAGUAAUUAUUCCACAUGAUAUUGAAAUAUUAUGUUAGUAAAGUCCAAUAUAGCAACAGAAAAUAAAUGUUAUGAGAAUAAAGUAAUUUUGUUUUGAUUAUUUGUUAGUUGAUCGUGCACUUGUGUUUUGCACUCGGUCACAAGUUUUCACAUUAAACCCAAAUAUUCUCUUUAUAGUAUUUUGAACUUUUAGUAGCAGAAGAUGAGAUGCUGGUAAACAUUGAACAGCGCUCUCUUUCAGGAAAUUCUGUUAAGCUAGUUCAUUGAUUUACUGCCAAAUUCCAUUCACCAAAACUCUAAUGUUAGUCAUCCAAAAGCUCUAUAUAGAGCAGCUAGGACCACUUCAGAGUCUCAGAUUAGCACAAGUGAGGCCUAGCAGGCAGCGAUUGGUUACACCUGGCUUUUUUUUUCCGUACCUUCCCACUCUAACUGUAUGCCUAACAAUCUCCAAAAAUAUGAGUUCUAUCAAAACCCACUGCUUGUAAAGUCGAUACAAAGUGGAAAACUAUCCAUUACAGACCAAAACAUGUUUUUAUUUGUUGUAAAGUCAUCCAUUUAACCAUAUGACUCUAUGGGGAUUGGCUCGCGUUUGGAGACAGCCUCAAGUGGCCAGUAGGAGUACUGCAGUUCUUUGACUUGGCUUGGCUUUGUUUUUUUUAGCUUUGAGGCUGCUGCUUGCAAAUAUGGCUAAUUGUGGUCUAGAUGAGUAAUUAAAAAAUGUAACAUUACUCAAAAGACUCAUGUAAAACAAAAAGUUAUUUUUCUGUUGACUUUAUUCUCAUCACAUUAUGGCUUGAUUCUCAUAACACUGAAUCUUUUUCUGCUCAUAAGAUUUACACUGAAACACACCUUACCUUUCAGUAAAGUCCGAGCAGUUCCCUCCACAGAGUUUUUCUUAAAUUCUGGAUAUCUAUUGAAUCUCAAAGCACUUCCCUGUAAUUACACAGUUACUCUUACAAAAAAAAAAAAUUAAACCGUGCUUGUGAUGCCACGUAAAAUGCAUGAGAGGGGGGUACAAGCUGCACUUUUAGCUUCAGAAAGACUGGAUAUCCUCAAACACUUUGACUAAAGCCAUCAGUGACCAUCGUGGACUCCGUGUUCAUUGGACUGUCAGAGCUAUCAGGAGGUGAAAAUUUUCUAAUCCUGCUGCUGUUACGCCAUCUUUAUUUUUACAAACUGGCAGGAGAAGAUUGUGCGAGUUUGAUUCUGAACACUGUGACGUCUCAAAGGACUGAGGCUGGGAGCUGAGUAGAUCCACACCCGAGAAAAGGACCUGGACUUUUUGUUAGCUUUGAUGAACCAAACUGAAGCGAUCGAAGGUUUUGGUGUGCUUGUUCGAUGCACAGCGAAGCUUUUAUGCAUCGUUUCUUCGUGUCAUGCUGGACCGAUGGCAGGAUUGCAGAUUGGGGCGCCUGCAGACAUCAUAGCCACUGAGUAACCAUUAAAACAGACUUUCAGUGGUAGUUAGUGUCCUUAUGUUUGGUUUUCAGGAGAUUGUUUAAUGUAUCAGAGCUUUUAGAGGAACUUUUUUGGCAUGACAUGAACACAAUGGGAAAUGUGUAAAAAGCCUUUAAAGAUGGGAUAAAUACCAAAAAAAGUUCCUUAGACUGUAAUUUCAGUGAAGUUUACUAAGAAGUUUCAGAAAAGAUAAUUUUUUGCACUUCGGUCCUAAUUACAGUGGAAAUGAAUGUUAGAUAGGUUUGGGGUUUUUGUUUUUUUUUGUAACUGUAAUUUGAACCAGAGUGUGAUGUUCUUUUCAUGGGAUUAUUACAAAGUCAAAGACCUGUAACAUUUAAGAGUUUAUAAAUGAUGAUCUGUUUACUCAGUUCAGUCUGAGAGCUUCCUGAAGCAGGACACUCUGUAACUCACUCUGAUUUGUAACGAGGUUUGGUCCUUUGGGGUUUCUCAGAGUCUCAGAGAUGGUUUUUAUUUUUAUGUUUAAGUUGUGGAUCGCUGUGUUUUCCGACUGAUCUCAGAUCUGGCGCUCAGACAGGGGAAGCACAGCGAGUCUGAAACUGAGAUUCUUACUGCAAAAAGUUAACCAAUAAAAAUGUUUAAGGCUUCA
Neolamprologus brichardi is the source of this 4328-nucleotide messenger RNA. RefSeq lists its product as uncharacterized. Gene Ontology annotation, cellular component: cytoplasm. Lineage: Eukaryota; Metazoa; Chordata; Actinopteri; Cichliformes; Cichlidae. The record is from RefSeq and is a predicted model, not a curated record.